Pimephales promelas (fathead minnow) is the source of this 2175-nucleotide messenger RNA. Lineage: Eukaryota; Metazoa; Chordata; Actinopteri; Cypriniformes; Leuciscidae. The record is from RefSeq and is a predicted model, not a curated record.
UUGGACAGCCAGUGCCACUGUGAGGCUCUAACAGCAUAUGCUCAACAGGUGUAAUCCGCUUUAAUCUGAAGUCUUACUCUGCGACCAUGUUGGCAUGUAGAUUUGGAGGAUAGGAAGUAAAUGAAAGCGGAAAACAGUCCCGUUGUAGCUCUUAUUAAUUGUUUUGUUUUUUUCUUGACAUCAACAAAAGUUUAUUUAAAGAUUUUUAUUGCGUGGGACAGAUUCGAUUUAGAUUAGAUUAUUGGAUUGAGGGUAGCAGAUUACAAACCCGCAAUUUCAUUACACUGGGAAGAGACGGUAUUGGAGUCGGAGAUCCAGCUUUUUCAUGUAUCGGGAACAUUGGUAAUCAGGCGUUCACCAUGCUCACCAGCUUUGUGGAUGGAAUAUUCUGUUGCUUUACAGGGAAAUCUACUAAUGUGGUGGUCCCUAUUGAAUCAUCUGAGCCCACCGAUGGUUUCGAAUUUGUUGAGGUGAAACCGGGAAGGGUUCUGAGAGUUCGACAUAUUAUCCCAGACAGACCAGUGGUUGAGGAGCCAGGGACUGGGGAAGGGGGUACUGUGAGCUGCAAGCGCAAAAUCUCAGUGUACCGAAACGGACAGCUUCUGAUCGAGAACGUCAAUGAAGCCACCCAUCCAGAGCUGGUCCGCUAUCAGAACGGAGACAGCACUGUGGAUAAUGACGUUUCCAACUGUGAGCCUCCUGCAGCAGGCCAGGCUACUGAGCCCACACCUGGGUCAGCCCCAGGACAGGCUACCGAUACCAAACCCGCACCCCAGCAGGAUCUGCAGCAAGUGCAGCACAGACGGCGCAAACCCAAGCGCUCGGUCGUGAUCGACUGCGAGCGGAAGAUCUCGUGCUGCAAAGGUACUCACUCUGACGUGGCCUUGUUUUUCAUACAUGGAGUCGGGGGAUCGCUGGAUAUCUGGGGAAGCCAACUGGACUAUUUCUCCCAACUUGGUUAUGAGGUCAUCGCCCCAGACUUGGUCGGCCAUGGUGCGAGUUCAGCCCCUCAGAUCCCUGCUGCCUAUACCUUUUACGCUCUGGCGGAGGACCUUAGAAUCAUCUUCAAGCGAUAUGCCAAGAGACGGAAUAUUGUAGUUGGACACUCAUAUGGUGUCUCGUUUUGUACCUUCCUGGCUCAUGAGUAUCCGGAACAAGUUCAUAAAGUUGUGAUGAUUAAUGGUGGAGGUCCAACAGCACUCGAGCCCAGUCUCUGCUCUGUCUUCAACUUGCCCACGUGUGUCCUUAAUUUCCUGUCCCCGUGCCUCACCUGGAGUUUCCUCAUGGCUGGAUUUGCCCAUCAGGGAACAAGAGAAAAGAAGCUACUAAAAGAGAACAAUGCCUUCAAUGUGUCUUCCUUCGUUCUGCGGUCCAUGAUGAGUGGACAGUACUGGCCGGAGGGUGAUGAAGCCUACCACGCUGAAAUCACAGUGCCUGUUCUGCUGGUUCACGGCAUGUAUGACAAGUUUGUACCAGUACAAGAGGACCAACGUAUGGCAGAGAUCCUCUUGCUGGGGUUCUUGAAGGUCAUUGAUGACGGAAGUCACAUGGUCAUGAUGGAGUGCCCUGAUAUAGUUAAUACUCUCUUGCAUGAAUUUUUCCUGUGGCAGCCUGCAACUGCCUCGAAACCCAAACAGGAGGCAGCCCCCACAAAGACCACCACCAAACCUCCAGAGGACACAGCAAGACCAAAAACUGCCCCUAAGUCACCCUCCAAAUCUCAACCAAACUUAACAAGACCAACAACUGCACCAAAAACCAUCUGCAGCAGGACUGAGGCCCCAGUGGACAUCAGAUCUAAGGGCAAGAAAUAGCUAACAUUACAGUAUACAUUUAAAGGUGUUAAAUUUGCUCUGUUCUUCCAUGUGGGACAUAUUUAAUGGAACAAUUUGAAUGUAGGAGGUCCUUGGAGAUUUGCCAGUUGGUCUAUGUAUGACUGCAGCAAACAGACUCGUGGAAACGCUCAGAGGGACGUUUGUCACAGAGCAGAGUGGUUGACCAUUUCAAGCUUUUGAAUGAGAUGAGUUUUUUUAGAGGAUGCUUUAUUUUCUUUUCUUUUUUACAAUUGGAUAACACCAGCCUAUUCCUAUUCAAAUGGUUUGCAUUAUGUCUACAAUGGGUCUAUGUAAUAGGACAAAAUGUUAUGUCAGCUCAAAAAUGUUUCACAAGUGAUGA